AAAUGUUCCUUAAUCCUUAAUUGAUAGAGGAUGCUUAAGAAUCUGCUAACCAAACCAAUUAAUAUAGUUAAAGAUCAUAGCCUAAAGGAAGAUCUAAUGUGACUAAAUUCUAAGCGAAAACAAAAGAGGAGUAAAAAUAAGAAAAUAAACCUUUGAGUAGAAUUUAAUAAGUAAAAAUCAUAAUAAAAGAUUACAGAAAGAGGUAGAAAUACAGAAGAAAUAGAUUGAGUCUCAAAUAAAAGAGAAUGAUGAAAUGGUUGAGAGUUUAGUAUUAUUCGAUUCGGAUCCAGAAUAAGAAGAAACAAAAUAGUAUCUUAAUCCAUUAAUAGAUGAUUAAAAGAAAGAAGAAGAAUAGAAGGUAUUAAACACUGGAAUUAUUUGUAGCCUUAAUAAAAUCCAAUUCCUUAAUAAAAUCCAAUUCCGAAGGGCACACAUGAAUUCAAACAGUAAAUUGUUUUAUAGAGCAAUCAACAAUACAAAAAAAACCUAGGUCAAAAUGAAUCUACUUAUAAUCAAGAUUUUGAUAUAGAAAUAGAGAAAGUAAGUAUCAAGCUUUAUAAAAGUUUUCUAUAAUUGGAAACAAUCACAAUCAAUAUUAUGAACCAGGGCAAAAAUCGCUUUAGGAUGAUUCAUUACCUUAACUUGAAAAGCAGAAUCACAAAAUUAAAUUUGCUGAAAGUCUAUAUUAGGAAAGCAAACCUUAAUAAAAUGUUGUUGAAGAAGAUUAGAUUAUAAUUUAAAAAGAGAUAAUUUAAGAGGACGAGAAAAGAAUACAGAAUAAUGAUGAUUAUCAGGAGCUGUAAGAAAUAAUAGUUCAAGAGGAAGACGAUGAAUUGUUGAAUCAAUAAUAAAAAGAGUAGGAAUAAAGGAAAGAAUUGAAAUAAUAAAAUGAUAAAAUUUAAAUGGAUCUCACCAAUGAUAAAAAUGAAGUUAUAGAGUAGAAAGAGAAUAAGCCAGAAAUCUAAAAGGUUCCUUAAGAAUAACCUAAAUAAACUUGUCCAUAUCCAAAACCUCUCGUUUCAAUUGAGAUGCCAUAUGGAAAGAAGCACUUUCUUUUGAAUCCUGCCCCCAAAGGAGGGAUGAUCUAAUGCACAAUCAAGAGAGAUAGAAGUGGAAUGAGUAGAUUUUAUCCAAAAUAUCAUCUUCACAUAUCAAAUGGAUUUUUGUAUCUGAUGAGUGCAAAAAAGAGAGCUUGCAAUAACACCAGCAAUUAUAUAAUAUCGAUGUCAAGAGAGGACUUUGAAAAAGGGAACAAUUUUAUUGGCAAAGUCAGAAGUAAUUUCAUGGGAACUGAAUUUAUCUUAUAUGAUUCAGGUUUGAAUCCAGACAAAACUAAAGAUGAAUCUAAACUAAGGUAAUAACUUGGUAUCGUUUAAUAUGAAAGCAAUAUUCUUGGAUCCAAAGGACCAAGAAAAAUGGUGGUAUCUUAUUCUUCUUAUUAAGGUUUUAAUGCCGAAUUUGGAUGCAGAGAAUUAACUCUAUGUAUUCAAACCCACCAAUUCUAAGGAUGGAAUUUUGAAGGAAUAUCUAAAUAACAAUAGAGAUCAUAUUGUAACUUAUGUUAAUAGGCCUCCAUAAUGGAAUAGUAAGCAUAAGGCUUUCGUGCUUAAUUUUUACCAAAGAGUAGAUAAGCCAAGCGUUAAAAAUUUCCAGCUUAUUGUCGAAGGCUAAGAAGACAACAUUUUACUGUAAUUUGGAAGAGUCGCAGAUGAUGUCUUCAAUCUAGACUUCUAAUAUCCUAUUACUCCUUUACAAGCAUUUUAAAUUGCAUUAACAAGUUUUGACUACAAAAUUGCAUGUGAAUGA
Paramecium octaurelia is the source of this 1806-nucleotide messenger RNA. NCBI's taxonomy places the organism in Eukaryota, Ciliophora, Oligohymenophorea, Peniculida, Parameciidae. The record is from the annotation of a GenBank genome assembly.